Plutella xylostella (diamondback moth) is the source of this 1755-nucleotide messenger RNA. RefSeq names its product elongation factor Tu. Lineage: Eukaryota; Metazoa; Arthropoda; Insecta; Lepidoptera; Plutellidae. Gene Ontology annotation, biological process: mitochondrial translational elongation. Gene Ontology annotation, molecular function: translation elongation factor activity; GTPase activity; GTP binding. The record is from RefSeq and is a predicted model, not a curated record. Gene Ontology annotation, cellular component: mitochondrion.
AUUACGAAUAACAACAUAACCUCUAAUUAAUUUUUAUUUUGAAAAUCUUUAAAACGAAACAGAAACAAUGAAAGGGAGACUCUUACUUAAAACGCUGUACUGCAGCUUUGUGCGAACCGGGCGGCCGAAUAUUCAAAGACUCAAUAAACAACUAUCUGUGAGCGUUCAAAUAAACUUUUCAAGCAACUACUGUACGAAAGUAGAAGCUAGUUUAGAAGAUAAGAAACAUUGUAAUAUAGGAACUAUAGGGCAUGUAGACCACGGCAAGACGACCCUUACUGCUGCUAUUACUAAAGUCCUCGCCAAAGACGGACUCGCACAGUUUGUUUCUUACGACCAAAUUGAUAAAGCACCAGAGGAAAAAGCCAGAGGUAUCACAAUAAACGCCGCACACGUAGGUUACACAACGAAAGUCCGGCACUACGCUCACACAGACUGUCCGGGACACGCAGACUAUGUCCGCAACAUGAUAUCCGGGGCGUCUCAGAUGGAUGCGGCCAUAUUAGUUGUAGCUGCCAAUGACGGACCAAUGCCUCAAACAAGAGAGCAUCUUCUACUAGCCAAGCAAGUUGGAAUACAGCAUAUAUUGGUGUAUGUGAAUAAAGCUGAUUUGGUUGAUAAUGAGCUUCUAGAACUAGUGGAAAUAGAAAUGAGGGAGCUACUAUCAGACUUUGGGUUUGAUGGCAACACGGUGCCCAUCAUCAAUGGAUCAGCUCUUUUGGCCCUGAAUGGUGAUGAAACUGAAUUAGGAGCACCAUCAAUAAGGAAGCUUCUAGACACAAUAGACGAGUAUGUUCCUCCCAUAGUGAGAGACGUGUCAUCUCCGUUCCUGAUGCCUAUAGAUAAUGCCUUCACAGUACCAGGUCGCGGAACAGUAGUAGUGGGAACUAUAAAACGGGGCACGAUGAAACGAAAUGCUGAUGCCGACCUAAUGGGAUUUGGAUACAACAUCAAGACAACCCUGUCCGAUAUACAGAUCUUUAAGAAGAGUGUUCAAGAGGCCUUAGCUGGCGACAACGUGGGCGUAUUACUACGAGGCAUGAAGAUGAAGUCAGUAGAGACCGGGAUGCUUCUAUGUGCCUCCAAGAGUUUCACACUAAGCAACCAUUACAAGGCGAAAAUAUACUUUCUGACACGAAGCGAGGGUGGCAGGAAGAAGCCGAUUUUCUCGAAAUAUGCCCAGCAAAUGUUUAGCGGGACUUGGAAUAUCGCUUGUAGGCUGGAUUUAGAUCCAGAACAGCACAUGAUGAUGCCAGGCGACCACGGCGAGGUGUACCUCACUCUCCUAGAAGGCAUGGUAAUGACUCCGAGCCAGCCGUUCACCAUUCGAGAGAACAAUGUGACUGUCGCCACGGGAAUUAUAACUGAGUUGCUGCCGUCUAUUGAAGUGCCUAAGGGUAAACUGGGGAAGGUUGUCAUGAAGUAUGAGGAUUUGAAGUGAGGAGUGUAGGUUAGGAUUGUAUUUGCUGGAUAUAGAUACAAUAGGUAUGCCUCAGUUUUUAAAAGAGCUUCAUAAAUUGGUUAGAUAUUUGACUCAUUUUUGAAGUCAAAAUGAUAAAAUUCGUGUUUCAAAUGAUCCUUUGUAAGCCUUUUGUAAAAUUCAAUGAAUAAGGGGAUUAUUUACUGUGGUAUGUGAGAUUUUAGUUCUUGUGUAUGUGUGUAAUAUAGUGUAUAUUUAGUCCUGUAAAUAUUAUGUAGAUAUCUAUGAAUAUAUAUAAUUAGUUAGUAAGUGUUAAAUAAAACAUUUAAAAACUG